Messenger RNA from Halteromyces radiatus, 1409 nucleotides. RefSeq names its product glycoside hydrolase superfamily. Gene Ontology annotation, biological process: chitin catabolic process; carbohydrate metabolic process. The transcript has 6 exons. Gene Ontology annotation, cellular component: extracellular region. Lineage: Eukaryota; Fungi; Mucoromycota; Mucoromycetes; Mucorales; Cunninghamellaceae. Gene Ontology annotation, molecular function: chitin binding; chitinase activity. Bases 1 to 1182 code for a protein of 393 amino acids. The record is from RefSeq and is a predicted model, not a curated record.
AUGAUAAUACAUUUCAUUUAUUUUCUUAUUCUCAUGAUAUCCUCUGUGAUAUGUAAAGAUACUUUUGGAUCUCAUCGUUUGACAGCUUAUGUGACUGAUUGGGCAUUCCCAACAUCCAUUCCUUGGCAUAAAUUGGAUCAUGUUAUUUAUGCUUUUGCCGUCCCUGAUCAAUAUGGUCGUCUUGGUCAAUUCAAUGGUGAUCAAUUACAACAACUCGUUACACAAGCUCAUGCUCAUCAUAAAGGUUGCUCCUUAAGCAUCGGAGGUUGGACAGGUUCUGUUUAUUUUAGUUCUUUGAUCAGGACACCUACUUCUCGUGAACGUUUUGCAAAUAACUUGAUUCAUUUGGUUCAACAAUACAAACUUAAUGGCAUCAAUCUUGACUGGGAAUAUCCUAAUGCUGACAAUGGUGUCUCUUGUAAUCAAGCACAUCCAUACGACACGGAAAACUUUUUAACAUUUGUACAACUGUUACGAAAAAAACUAGACAGUGUAUCUUCUGACGAACACAAAGUGAUCACGGCAGCAGUGGCAUCCAAGGCAUUCAAUGGACGAGACAAGCAACCUCUUCGACGUCUGGACAAGGGUUGGUCAGUGGUAGAUGCUUUUUAUGUAAUGGCAUAUGAUUUGCGAGGCAAUUGGGAUACGGUGACAGGAGCCAAUGCACCUCUGAAAGGACCAGGUACCACAGUCAAGAGUGCGAUCAAGGAUUGGAUGUCGGCCGGCAUUCCUCGCAAUAAAUUGGUGGUAGGCGUACCGUUCUAUGGUUAUGUGACACGGACCAAUCCCAAGGCUAGAUAUACAACCUCGAUGGCCAUUCCUUUGGUACCCAACAGUGCUCAAAUCCGAGGUGAUAACUAUGAUACUCCAGAAGUCGAACCUUGUCGUGGUGCUUCCAAAGGUGUGUAUUCUGGUGAAUAUCAAUGGCGCUCCAUUCAACGUGAUGGUAUUUUACACAAUCAAGGGGGUUGGCAUUCUGUCUGGGAUCGUACCACUCAAACCCCUUAUUCCGUCAAUCGUGCUAGCAACAAGUUUCUGACGUUUGAUGAUCCAAAAUCCUUACGCUCAAAAGCAGAAUUCGUGGAUGAUUAUGAUUUGGCUGGGAUUAUGAUUUGGUCAUUGGAAAUGGAUGAUAGUCAAAACUCUUUGUUAAACUCUUUACAAUCGGUCCGUGAUGAUUGAAACACCAUGGUGGUUCUUUCUGUUUUCCAUUAGAUCUAUUCGAUUUCCUUGUUACUCUUAGCCUUUGUUAUUCCCAUUCCAUUCACUUUAUUUAUUAUUGACCCCAUUUGUUUUAUUCCCUAGUUAUUUAUGCGCUAGAGUAUUUAUUUUAUUCUCCCCCCUUUUGCUAUCGUAGAUUAUAGUCGUCUUAUUUAAUAUUUAUAAAUAAAGUAUCUAACAAAAAACAA